GAGCCGUUGGAUUAAUGAUGAACGGAUUGGAUUUCACGGUGAUGAAACCCUCUGUGGUGUAACGGAGGGGUAAGAGGAGGUAUAAAAACUGGUUAUUGGAAGGGAGAGAGCGCAUUUCGUUUAAUCAAUUUUUUCUUUUGUUUAUUUUCUUUAUGUUCUUUGCUAAUUUGCUUCUACUUCCUUCUUCUUCUCUUUCUCGUGAACCAAACAGAAAUUUCCUAAGGAAAAAAAAUUCAAAAGCUGAUGUUAAUUUAUGAAUAAAUGUUGAGGAUCUGAAUUUUAAACCAAGCGAGGGAGUGAAAGAGAGACGAGAGAAGGAUUUGAGGAAUUGUUAGAUACACUAGAAGAGAUUGGAGGGAAGUUUUUUGCUGGUUCUGAUAACUAAUCGUGAAGAUUUCUUUUUAUUUUGUUGAAGUUUUUCAGAAUCUAUGCAUUUGGAAGAUAGAAGAGCUACUUCGGGGAGAAGUUUCAACUGAAUUCAUCUGCAAAUAAGCAGAUCAAUUGCUGACAUAUUCAAACAUUAGAACCUUCAUAACAAUCACAAGAGAGUUUCGGAGGAAUAGGCUGCAAAUGUCAUUAUUUUGUUGAAAAUUUGAAGUAGAUUUGUGUUUAUAGACUAGAAGAAGCAAAGUUGUAACGGCUAAGCCUGAGUAAUUCAGGUAUGAGAUAAGAUCAGGAAUCUGACUAUCUGAAUACCAAUUCUAAUUCCACCUAAUGAUAAUUGACUCUCGCCAUUGAUAUGGCAAGCUUUUGUUAAAAGAAGAAAAAGAAGUCACAGUUAUUUUGUUUCUUCCCCGGUUUCUUUUUUUAGAACACUCACUGUUCUACCAAUUGGUUUUCUCUAGCUUGGAUUUGAUCAAGAAUCGAAUUUUUUUUGACAAGAGUUGAUUUUUUUCCCGAGAACGUUAGCGACCUUCAACACAUCUUUCUGCAGAACGUUGGGAUUACUUAUCCUCAGAUUUUAAUUUCACUUUGGAAGUGUUGUUUAUUUCGUUUUCGUUUUCUGAUAAUUUUAAUAUGUUCUCUUCCAUGUCCGUCUAUGGAUAUUUCAAACAAUUUUAAGAAGAAUUUAAUCUGUUCCGCCAAGAUUUUUCCUCCAGAUUGGAUCUCUGUUUUGGUUUUAGUUUUCGCUUCCUUAAAUCACCACUGAGAAACAUUGUUUCUUCUUUGGCUGCGAUGUUUUCCCGAUUUUGUUGAAUCGUCUUUUCAGUUUUUUUUUUCUCAUCCCGUUGCUUCUUAGUCAAUGAAUUCCUGUUUGGUUACCAGGAACCAAGAGAAAAUUAAAACAAAACAAAAAACUGUUUCUCCCGCCUUUGAACUUUUCAUCAGUCUUUGGCCCUUUUCCUUUGAAAAACUUCUGUGUAAAUUCUGAGUUGUUCGAUACAUAUUCUAGUGCUAAUCCAAGGGCAACUGCUGUUUGAAAUUGCGUGAAAGUUUCAAGAGAAGCGACAUCUCAAUUCUCCUAAUCUCUUACUUUUUUUUUUAUCCUUUCGGCAUUUCCACUUUAAUUCUGAAUUUGUAUCCAACGCCUUUUCCCAAAAUUAUUUUUUCUCAAUUUUUUACUCUUCAUGAUGGGUCAGGUGUGGUGGAGAAAACGAUGGAGAAGGACGCAGUAAGGAUCAAUAACAGUGGUAUUGGUAAUAGCACCAUCUACAGCAGAGAUAGAACCGGAGGCGAAGGCGACGGCGGAUUGUUAAGAUCCAGCUCGGAUCCGGCCAAGCAAACGGCGUCGUCUUCUAAUUUCGUUUUGCAGUGGGGAAAUCGGAAGCGUUUGAGGUGUAUGAAGAUACAAGUCAAAGACGAUCAGUCCGGCCCGGUUAAUCGAACAACGGUUCGAGUCGACCGCCGAGUCGUGAGGGCCGACAAAGAGACUUCGAAUCAACCAAGCAAUAAUAAUCACGGGAAUGGAUAUUUUAACCUCCGUCAACGACCUUCUUCUCCUCAAGCUCCGCCAUCUCAGCGCGUUCUCAGGAACUCUGAGAAUUCCAGUGCUAUGAGAGGCCAAAACAACGGUGGUGUAAGGGGAUUUGCUUCGCCAGAUAGGGGUGCGCACGAUAAGAGAGUUGGUGGUAACAACCAUAACAAUAACAACCACCACCACCACCACCACAACAAAUCUGCGGCAUCUUCGGAUAUGACCCAUGACAGCAAAAAAGGAGGCUCAUCUUCAGGAAGCGGUGAGGCAGCUCCACCCAUCGUUUGGCCACCAAAAUUUGUGAUUGCUUUAACUAAUAAAGAGAAAGAAGAAGAUUUCAUGGCCAUUAAAGGAUCUAAGCUGCCGCAGAGACCCAAAAAACGAGCGAAAUUUAUUCAACGUACCCUCAACCUGGUAAGUCCGGGGGCAUGGCUAUGCGAUUUAACACUUGAACGAUACGAGGUCAGGGAGAAGAAGAUCUCAAAGAAGAGACCAAGAGGUUUGAAGGCUAUGGGUAAUAGUAAUAUGGAAUCGGACUCCGAAUAAAAAGCAGCCUUUUUUGAGCUUAGGUGUUGAGAGGCAGUUUGGGGGUCAUUUUGUUAAAGAUGGGAGAGGAAAUUGAAGUGGGUGUAAAUGAGGACCUUUUUCAUCCUUUGAGAUUAAUGAGAAAGGAAUAAAUUAAGCCAAA
Gossypium arboreum is the source of this 2603-nucleotide messenger RNA. RefSeq lists its product as uncharacterized. The record is from RefSeq and is a predicted model, not a curated record. Lineage: Eukaryota; Viridiplantae; Streptophyta; Magnoliopsida; Malvales; Malvaceae. Bases 1598 to 2461 code for a protein of 287 amino acids. The transcript has 6 exons.